AUGUUUAUCAAUAUUGAUGGUUCUCCAUUAGAAAAAUGGGACCCCAAAGACUAUGUGAAAUCGUGGAUGAUUAAUUAUAAAUCUGCAAAAGACACAAGAACUAAAUUAUGUCGAUCAGCUAUUGAUGAAAAUAGUGAAAAUAAAUCAAAUCUUUGA
Messenger RNA from Cinara cedri, 156 nucleotides. The record is from the annotation of a GenBank genome assembly. Lineage: Eukaryota; Metazoa; Arthropoda; Insecta; Hemiptera; Aphididae.